UAUUAAACACACACACAUUCAAAAGAGGAAACAGUUGGAUAGGAACUCAGAAAUCAUGUGACUAAUGACUAAGUUAAAUUUUUUCUACUUAUUAAAGGGGAAGAUUCUGAUGAUUAGUUGCUGAUUCCCCUUGCAUUUUUGUCGGUUUGGAGAUUUUUGAAUCAUGUUCCCAUUGAUGCUCUUUUCCACCCUGUUUUCUUCCAUUUUUACUGAACCUGGGGAGAAACAUUGGAUCUGCAACUCCUCGGAUGCAAGCAUUUGGUACAACUACUGUGAUGACAAGAAGUUCCCUAUUUCAAUAAGUACUAAACCCUGUAUAACAUUGAAGGGAAGCAAUGGAUACUUGUAUCUUUACUUCAUUCCAAGGAGAGACAUAAAAAAAUUAUAUUUCAAUCUCUAUAUAUCUGUUAAGUCUAUUAGUCUUCCAGAGCGCAAAGAAGUUAUUUGCCGAGGAUCUGAUGACAAUUACUCUUUUUGCAGAGCUCUGAAGGGAGAGACUGUGAAUACAACAAUAGGAUUCUCCUUCAAGGGACUACGAUUUUCUAAGGGACAAUACAACUGUGUUGCAGAAGCCAUCUCUGGGGACACUGAAGAAAGGCUCCUUUGCUUGAACUUCACCAUCAUACAUCAUCCUGAUUCCAGCUAGAAUAAAUGAAGUAUUAUAUUUUUGUUUUUCAAA
Vicugna pacos (alpaca) is the source of this 679-nucleotide messenger RNA. RefSeq names its product lymphocyte antigen 96 (gene LY96). Gene Ontology annotation, biological process: toll-like receptor 4 signaling pathway; innate immune response; positive regulation of lipopolysaccharide-mediated signaling pathway. Gene Ontology annotation, cellular component: lipopolysaccharide receptor complex. Gene Ontology annotation, molecular function: lipopolysaccharide immune receptor activity; Toll-like receptor 4 binding; lipopolysaccharide binding. The record is from RefSeq and is a predicted model, not a curated record. NCBI's taxonomy places the organism in Eukaryota, Metazoa, Chordata, Mammalia, Artiodactyla, Camelidae.